Rattus norvegicus (Norway rat) is the source of this 1301-nucleotide messenger RNA. The record is from RefSeq and is a predicted model, not a curated record. Lineage: Eukaryota; Metazoa; Chordata; Mammalia; Rodentia; Muridae.
UUUAUUUUGGAAGCCCCACUUUCAACAGUACAGUUCUUUGCCUGUGUGGUCACAUUUGUCUAUACAUUUGUAUGCCUUGGGCAGAUUAUAAGUUUGUGGCAAUAUCUGGUCUCAUCUCCAGAACUAUGUGUACUGUCUGCCUCUAGAAUAUUAGUUAUUCGGCUUGUAACAUUCCACUUGUCACAACAGGAAAAAUGAAAUCAGAGGUUUCUGGAUGUGUGUGUGUGUGUGUCUGUGUGUGUGUGUGUGUCUCUGUGUGUGUGUGUGUGUGUGGUUGGGUAAGCUCUGGGGCCUAGGCUCUGGACAGCAUAACAGGUUUGAAUGCAGAUCCAGCCCUCCUGAUUGAAAAAAGUGAGCCAGGGAACCCUUUAUCUGGGUGCUUAGCUUCUGUUGUCCUGGGCACACAAUUCCAAGUUUCUGAAGCUGAAGAAGAUCCAAAUAUGUAGAAUUCAGAAAGUGUCCUUACAGGGCUGGGGUAGUACAGGGCACAGCCUGAGUUCAUAUAAUCCUAAACCUCGAUGUUCAUUGGGUUCUAAGUUCCUGGGGCCAGCCCCUACUUCAGGCCAAAUCCAUUUUAUGAAAACUUGAAGAUAAAGGAGAAAGAGGUCAUGUCAUUACUGCACAACUUAGACCCAAAGAACAUUGAACAUCGUGAGAAAUUUCAGGAGCUCAAGAAGGAGAUUAACUUCUAUCGCAACCUGCACAGCCGGCUCCUGAUGGACCAGGCAUGUAUGAAGAAGAAGUUGGUCACAUUGAAGCAGGAGAGCAAGGAGUUACAGCGAUAUUUGUUUGAGUUGAACCCGAAUAAUGAAGACGAACAGGAGAAGACCAGCAACCUCCAGACCCAGCAAAAUGUGGUCUCAGGAACUACAGGAGACAUGGCAUAGGACGGAUCCCAGGAAGACAGCCCCCUGAGGAAUGAGUUUCUCUCUCAGGAGUUCCCUGUGACGACAAUCCUCACAGUCAAAGACUUUUUGGGGGAAUAUUAUUCUUCUCAGAUAAUUUUCUCAAUGUAUAGAGACCCUAAAUUUAUGUAUCCGUAUGCCAGCCUGUCUCAUUGAGGUAUUUCUCCUUUCUCAUACCGAAAACACCAUUUGAGAGACAACUGAGGGGACUGCCUUGACAUCUCACAUCCUAGAGGAGAAACAGCACUACAACUGUGUUUCUAAAUGUUCAUUAAGAAAAUGCUGUAAGAAAUGUUUUUGGUUAUGAUUUUCAUUGAAGUUUUCUUUUUGUUAUUUCAUAGUUAUAUAUUCUUGUUACUGUUUUUCAUUUUUAUACCAUUUUAGUUGUUCAUUUUA